GCUCCGCAUGCCGCAAAAUUCGGUGUAAAGGAACGAUUUUGUUAGGAUAUUGUAGUUUUUAUGAUCAAAAUGUUCAGCUUAAGAGCAGCGUACCGUUUCGCCCAAAUCGGCCAACGCAACCGGUACAUUGCUACCGGUGUCGCACGGAAUGUUGAGGCCGCGGUGGCUUCAGCCGGAGCAGACAAACUCACGAUACCGGUACCCGAAGGAACGGAGAAGCCGGUUGAUCCGAAGCUAGUGUUGAUCGUCGAUAGCAUUGCGAAACUGAAUCUGCUCGAAGUGUCCGAGUUGAGCACCCUGCUGAAGCGCAAGCUUAAUCUUCCCGACACGGCCAUGAUGCCCGCGAUGGGUUUCGGUGCCUUCGCCGGCGGUCCUGCUCCGGCCGCGGUUGACGAAGAAGAGGCUGCUCCAAAGGUUGUGAAAACCACGUUCAAAGUGAAGCUGGUAAAAUUCGACGAUAAACAGAAGGUGGCGUUAAUCAAAGAAGUAAAGAACCUGCUCGAGGGCAUGAAUUUGGUGCAGGCGAAAAAGUUUGUCGAGAGUGCGCCCACACUCGUCAAGGAAGAUAUUCCCAAGGAGGAAGCAGAGAAGCUGAAAGAAGCAUUCACGAAGGUGGGAGCCGUCAUUGAAAUAGAAUAGAGAGGG
Messenger RNA from Anopheles cruzii, 645 nucleotides. RefSeq lists its product as uncharacterized. The record is from RefSeq and is a predicted model, not a curated record. Gene Ontology annotation, cellular component: mitochondrial large ribosomal subunit; ribosome. Lineage: Eukaryota; Metazoa; Arthropoda; Insecta; Diptera; Culicidae. The transcript has a single exon. Gene Ontology annotation, biological process: mitochondrial transcription; translation. Bases 61 to 639 code for a protein of 192 amino acids. Gene Ontology annotation, molecular function: structural constituent of ribosome.